GCUUGAGCGGCUUGGCCAGAGCUGCUGCUACUGCAGCAAGAGGUAGGGCAGAGGCGUUGAGACUCUCUUGGACAAGCGGUCGCACAGAAAGACACACAGAGGUAGUGGUGUACACUAAGCCCUUGACAGCAAAUAGGUCAGUCCCACCUUUGCUAAAUCUCCCUGCCAGGACUUUUCCCUCCUCCAAGAACUCCAUUUUUACUCCCAUUGAAUUUUUUUUCUUCUUUCUGUCAGCUGCAUGUAGUUUGAAGACUUCUUCCCUUUAGUUCCCCGUUCCUUGAGACAGGAGAGAAGCCAUCCAGGCCCUGUAGACAAAAAGACUUCAACCAUAGGCUCUAACCAGGUCCCAGCCUAGAGAGGUUGAAGGUGGUCAAGAUAGGGGCUUCCAGGAGCUACAGACCCACCCUCUCCACAGCGUCCCCCCAAGCAGUGUCCUUUUUGGGUGACAGAGCUCAGGCCUACCCUCCUAACUGCCAGCCUGCCUUUACUUAUUAGGAGAGCAGAGGCCUUGCGCUCCCACUUGGUCCCUUGCUGGCUAGCAAUGUGAAGACUUGGGUAUGGAAGCAGCCUUCCAAGUCUUCACUUGAAAGUGAAGGCCAUGCAGGUCUGGGGCCACAAAAUGGCUGCUGCUGCUGUGACAAAACAAUUCCUGACCAACCAGCUUCUGCCUAAGGACUUAGGUUUCUGUUGUUGUUCAAAGCAGGUGACAGUAGUUAAAGACAUCAUCUGCUGAAAGAGUAGGAGAAGAUGGCCACUCUGGACCACACCAACUGUAACACAGCGUCACCAGCUGCUCUGGAGGAGGCCAAGACUUCCGGUGGUCUUCGGAGCCCCCAGAUAGCCCAUGAGCCUCAUGACUUCGGUGGUUCCCUGCUUCUGCCAUCAGGACAGGAGAUCCAAUCAGAGGAUGAAGGGACUGUACCCGCUGGUGAUGGCUCAAGUUGUAACAUUAGGGGUUCUCGAACCCAGAGCCCAGGGGGCUGUUCGGUGGAGGCGGUGCUGGCCCGAAAGAAGCACCGUAGGCGGCCAUCGAAGCGCAAGCGGCACUGGCGGCCGUACUUAGAGCUGAGCUGGGCCGAGAAGCAACAGCGAGAUGAGAGGCAGAGCCAGAGGGCCUCUCGGGUCCGCGAGGAGAUGUUCGCCAAAGGCCAGCCCCUGGCGCCCUACAACACCACCCAGUUCCUCAUGAAUGAUCGUGACCUGGAGGAGCCUAACCUUGAUGUGCUCCACGGGCCCUCCCACGCAGGCUCCGGUGGGGAGAACGAAGCAGGGGACAGUGAUGGGCAAGGCCGAGCCCAUGGGGAAUUUCAGCAGAGGGACUUCUCUGAGGCCUAUGAGCGGUAUCACACUGAGAGCCUUCAGGGCCGCAGCAAGCAGGAGCUGGUGCGAGACUACCUGGAUCUAGAGAGGCGUCUGUCACAGGCUGAGCAGGAAACUCGGAGGCUGCGGCAGCUGCAGGGUUGCUCCAGCAGGCAACCCUGUCAACAGGUGGAAGAGCUGGCUGCUGAGGUGGAGAGGCUCAGAACUGAAAACCAGCGGCUUCGUCAGGAGAACGAGAUAUGGAACCGAGAGGGCGGCUACUGUGACCAGGAGAAGCCAGCCUCAUGGCCCAAGGGUGAAGCCCCAUUUCAGACCCACACAGGCCAGCUGGAUCAUAGGGAGGCAGGUGACAGAUGAAAGCUACUCCCAGCAUACCCUGUCUCCACUGAGAACUGCUAAGACAAGGUCAGAGUUUCCCCCGCCAUUUUCAUGGUUGGAUCUUUAAUGUCAUCUAACUUUUUACACAGCAAUUAAAAACAGCCUUGUGAGAGCCAGUGAGAGUGGCUAGAAUUGAUUUCACUAGGGCUCUUCUUGUGUUCAAGCUUCCGUUUUUAUUUUUGAAAAUGUACUGUGUA
This is a messenger RNA of Mus caroli (Ryukyu mouse), 1895 nucleotides long. It is a transcript of the gene Hexim2, whose product is annotated as HEXIM P-TEFb complex subunit 2. Gene Ontology annotation, biological process: negative regulation of cyclin-dependent protein serine/threonine kinase activity; negative regulation of transcription by RNA polymerase II. Gene Ontology annotation, molecular function: 7SK snRNA binding; cyclin-dependent protein serine/threonine kinase inhibitor activity. NCBI's taxonomy places the organism in Eukaryota, Metazoa, Chordata, Mammalia, Rodentia, Muridae. The record is from RefSeq and is a predicted model, not a curated record. Gene Ontology annotation, cellular component: cytoplasm; nucleoplasm; nucleus.